Paramuricea clavata is the source of this 660-nucleotide messenger RNA. NCBI's taxonomy places the organism in Eukaryota, Metazoa, Cnidaria, Anthozoa, Malacalcyonacea, Plexauridae. The record is from the annotation of a GenBank genome assembly.
AUGUUUGAACAGCGAGCAAGAAUAGUACAUGAAGGUAUUGCACUGGCUGAAUAUACAGGUGGAAAUGCUAAAAAAGAAAUUCAACAGACAAACUAUGGAAAAGCGAAAAGUACGUUAGACAGUCAACUGGCCGGUUUAGGCGAAACUAAAAAGAAAGCUGGAGAAAUGAUUGAUGGAGCAAGAAAAUUCGAGGAAACCGUGAAUGAAAAUCGAAAAAGCAUUGCUGCCUUAGAGGAUGCUGUAAAGAUAAUGACUGACCAGAAGAAUGAUGAUAGACGCAAGAUGGACGAAUUAGAGACCAAAUACCGCAACAUGGAAACAUCACAGAGCGCCAGAGAUUUCGAGGAAGACCUUGCCACAUACAUCUACCCUCGAGACACACCAGUUAUACAUGGCCCAACAUUUGCCAAUUUGAUGCUCUGGCUGAACACGAAUAUGAACACGCCAGAAGGAGAAGAAGCAAACAAGAAGUGGAAGGCAUUGAAGGAUAGGUUUGGAUGGACAGAUCGACACGAAAAUGUCUUGUACAAGAUGCUCAAGUGCAAGAUGAUAUUCAAGCAGCAAAAAAUCGAUUUUGAUGCGACCUUCAGCAACGAAGAGAAAGAAUGCCGUGAUAAAAUUCUUCAAAUCCACAUUUACAUCAAAUCUAUUCCUUCCUAA